Messenger RNA from Spirometra erinaceieuropaei, 1584 nucleotides. The record is from the annotation of a GenBank genome assembly. Lineage: Eukaryota; Metazoa; Platyhelminthes; Cestoda; Diphyllobothriidea; Diphyllobothriidae.
AUGCGUGCCGCGAACGGCACCCUUAUACCCAUCUUGGGUCGCAUAACCCUAGGCCUCACUAUAGACAACACAGAGGUGACGUACACAUUCCUGGUGACAUCUGAUAGUCCGUGGGCCCUAGUUUUAGGGUUGGAUCUCCUGGCGGACUACUAUUCCGUUAUCCAUACCAAGAGUCGCCGUCUGUCAGUCCCGACACGCCCAGAUCUCCCCACCCAUACGCCAUCAGAGAACCUCGAUCUGAUGUACGACGCCGUGGUAGCAGCCGCAACACUAAAGCCGUCCGACAUCGACGCGAACCUACGUCCAGCAGAAGCAGUCGGGUCAGACAAUCGCGAUAAACUACGUAAACUCCUAUUGUCAUUUCCCGGGUUGUUCACCUGGUCAACCUAUACAAUCGGGCGCACCCGCAAAGUUCAACAUACGAUUAACACGGGUGACGCGAAACCCAUUUGGCAAUCCCCAUGCCGAAUACCAGUACGGUUCCGCGCAGAGGUUGACAAAAUCAUAGACGAACUGCUUAAAGCCCACAUUAUACAGCCGUCUUCCUCUCCAUGGGCGUCACCGAUAGCCUUAGUCCCCAAAAAAGACGGCUGCCUCCGUCUCUGCAUAGACUAUCGCCGCCUGAAUGCCGUCACUGUCCGUGACUCAUUUCCCUUGCCGCGUCUCCACGACACCCUAGACAGCCUUGGCGGAGCCGCCUGGUUCUCGACCCUAGACCUUAAGUCAGGCUAUUGGCAGGUCGAGAUCGACCACAAAGACCGUCCGAAGACCGCAUUUAUCGUUCCGCAAGGGCUGUUCGAAUUCCAGACGCCUCCUUUCGGACUAUGUAACGCCGCCGCCACUUUCCAACGAUUGAUGUACCAGGUGUUACGACACCUUGUCCCUCACAAAUGCCUCGUAUAUCUGGACGACAUCAUCGUUUUCGGACCCGAUGUUGAGCAACACAACCGCAAUUUAAGAGAGGUUUUAGAAGCCCUCCGCGAUGCGGGCCUGACCCUGAACCCGGCCAAGUGCACAUUUCUACGGCCAGAAGUACAAUUUCUGGGCCAUAAGAUUUCCCCAGGGCGCAUAGCCGCUCUACCGGACCGCUUACAACAGAUCCGUACAUGGCCGACUCCCGCCAACCAGACGCAGUUGCGCAGUUUCCUCGGACUUGCCUCCUUUUACCGACGGUUUAUCCGUAAUUUCGCCCACAUUGCCGGCCCUCCCCACAAGCUGACAGAGAAAGGUAGGGAAUUCAGAUGGUCCCCAGAAUGUGAAGAGGCCUUUACUAACCUACGUGCCGCCCUCGUAUCCGCCCCACUUCUAGCUCUCCCGAACGUCGAUCAUGACGCACCUCCUUUCAUCCUUGAUACAGACGUCAGCGGCUUUGCCAUCGGCGCAGUAUUGUCACAAACAGACUCCCAGGACGUCGAACAUCCCGUCUGCUUUGCGAGUAGCACGCUGACGAAGGCUCAGCGGAACUACUACACAUUCCGCAGAGAGCCAUUAGCCAUAAUUACAUUUAUACGGCAGUUCAAGCACCUCCUUAUUGGGCGCAGUUUCAUACUACGAACCGAUCACAAGGCCUUGCAGUGGCUUUAG